This is a messenger RNA of Soboliphyme baturini, 207 nucleotides long. The record is from the annotation of a GenBank genome assembly. Lineage: Eukaryota; Metazoa; Nematoda; Enoplea; Dioctophymatida; Soboliphymatidae.
AUGAUUGACAGCAUUCGUUUGGACGGGCCGACGUUGCGAGCCUUCACGUGUCCAACAUGCGGAAGAACUCCGGAGGACAUUCACAUUGUAUACGCGUUUCUUCGUCGCUUGGAGACAUUUUCACGACUUGGUGACCAUGCGCUGAAGGCCAUUGCCAGUUAUGCUCGUUACGAGAAGCAUGAAGAAAAUACCCUGCUAUUUCGGUGA